AUGGGUACGGUGCUGUCGCUCUCCCCCGCCUCGUCGGCCAAGGGCCGGAGGCCGGGCGGGCUGCCGGAGGAGAAGAAGAAGGCGCCGCCCGCGGGGGACGAGGCGCUGGGGGGCUACGGGGCGCCGCCCGCCGGCAAAGGAGGCAAAGGCGAGAGUCGGCUCAAACGGCCGUCCGUCCUCAUCUCGGCGCUCACCUGGAAGCGCCUGGUGGCCGCGUCGGCCAAGAAGAAGAAAGGCAGCAAGAAGGUGACGCCCAAGCCCGCGUCCACGGGGCCCGACCCCCUGGUCCAGCAGCGCAACCGCGAGAACCUUCUCCGCAAGGGCCGGGAUCCCCCCGACGGCGGCGGCGCGGCCAAGCCCCUGGCGGUCCCGGUGCCCACCGUCCCCGCGGCCGCCGCCGCCGCUGCCGCCGCCGCCGCUGCCGCUGCCGCCGCCGCUGCCGGCGAAGCGCCGUCCGCGGGCCCCGCCGCCGCCCCGCCGCCGGGCUCGGGCGGGGGGAAGCCGCCGCCGCCGCCGCCCCCAGCCCCGCAGGCGGCGCCCCCGGUGCCUGGCGGCUCGCCGCGGCGGGUCAUCGUGCAGGCGUCCACCGGCGAGCUGCUGCGCUGCCUGGGCGACUUCGUGUGCCGACGCUGCUACCGCCUCAAGGAGCUGAGCCCCGGCGAGCUGGUGGGCUGGUUCCGCGGCGUGGACCGCUCGCUCCUGCUGCAGGGCUGGCAAGACCAGGCCUUCAUCACGCCCGCCAACCUGGUGUUCGUGUACCUGCUGUGCCGCGAGUCGCUGCGCGGGGACGAGCUGGCGUCGGCCGCCGAGCUGCAGGCCGCCUUCCUCACCUGCCUCUACCUCGCCUACUCCUACAUGGGCAACGAGAUCUCCUACCCGCUCAAGCCCUUCCUCGUGGAGCCCGACAAGGAGCGCUUCUGGCAACGGUGCCUGCGCCUCAUCCAGAGGCUCAGCCCGCAGAUGCUCCGGCUCAACGCCGACCCCCACUUCUUCACGCAAGUCUUUCAAGACCUCAAGAACGAGGGCGAGGCCGCCGCGGGCGCCGGGGGUCCACCCAGCGGGGGCCCGUCCGCCACCACCACCUCCACCACCUCCUCCUCCUCCUCCACCUCGGCCGCCAGGGACAGCUGCGCGGCGGGAGCCAAGCACUGGACUAUGAACCUGGACCGCUAA
Molecule: messenger RNA, 1173 nt
Organism: Perognathus longimembris pacificus (Pacific pocket mouse)
Lineage: Eukaryota; Metazoa; Chordata; Mammalia; Rodentia; Heteromyidae
Gene: Cdk5r2
Product: cyclin dependent kinase 5 regulatory subunit 2
Exons: 1
Coding region: 1-1173 (390 amino acids)
Biological process (GO): activation of protein kinase activity; positive regulation of cyclin-dependent protein serine/threonine kinase activity; brain development
Cellular component (GO): protein kinase 5 complex; cytoplasm
Molecular function (GO): cyclin-dependent protein serine/threonine kinase activator activity; protein kinase binding
Source: RefSeq, a predicted model, not a curated record